Molecule: messenger RNA, 1251 nt
Organism: Fraxinus pennsylvanica
Lineage: Eukaryota; Viridiplantae; Streptophyta; Magnoliopsida; Lamiales; Oleaceae
Source: the annotation of a GenBank genome assembly
AUGACGACUACUCUUAGUUCACUGGAGUUGAUGCUGGUGAAAAUCCAGCAAUUAGAGGAUCAGCCCAAAGAUGCGCUGCCGGCAUUACCAGUUCGUCCGGUGUCCAGGGCCCGGCUACCUCGGGCAAGAAAGCAAUUGCCUUUUGACUUCAAGUUCGUCGAGUCAAUUCAAGAACCGGCUUUAGCAGAGAUUAAUGGUAUUCGGAUUGGAGUACUGGAGAAUACAAUAGAAACCGCCCAAAAAGGGAUAUUGAGAAUUCAAAAGUGCUAUAGAGGCCAUCAAAUAAGAUGCUACUACAGUAAGCUUAGAAGAGGAGCAAUUGCACUGCAAUCAUUUGUUCGCGGUGAAAAUUCAAGGAAGGAACAUUGGUACCGAAUUAAGAGACUGACAGCAAUCAUUGUAAUACAGAAACACAUUAGAGAGCAUUUUGCAUAUGGAGCAAUAAAACAUAGGAAUGCAGCAGUCGUAUGCUUGCAAUCUGGAAUUCGAGGUUGGUUGUCCCGAACGCAUUUCGACCACAUAAGACACGUGCAAAAAAUAAAAAUCAAGAAUGAGAGGGACGUCAGAAACCUGCCUGAAGACACAGACAAGAAGGAUUGCGUUCUGGUUCAGCAUUUUGCUCUUGUUGAUCUUCAAAAGCAAGCUUUGAGGACGGAGGCAAAACUGCGGAAGAAGAACGAGGAAAACUCUGCUUUGAAGAUGCAACUUCAGAAAAUGGAGGAUAAAUGGCGAGAAUACGAGGAGAAGAUGAAAUCCUUGGAGAAAACCUGGCAAGAUCAAUUGACUUGUAUACAAACAUGUCUAGCCGCAGCAAAGAAAAAUCCCACAGACGAAAGCAUUAUCGGGAAAUUUGGACAAUGCGAUGCUACUUCAAGACGUCAAAAACGAAAUGUUGAUGAUGCAACAACAAGAACUGGAUUGUUUCAUGGAAAUGGUAUGGUGAACUCAUUGGAUAGCAAUGGCUCAGGGCCACAUAUCAUAAGUAAUUCAACCAAUCACAUAAUCAAACAAUUUGAAGGCAUGUACGAUGAGGAUGGCGAUCAGGCUCAAGUUGCAUCAGAUCGGGUAAAGUUGCAUCCUGGUGUUGAGCUUCGAAAACUCAAGCUUAGGUUCGUAGGUUGGAAAAAAGACUUCAAAACUCGGUUAUGGGAAGCAGAAGCAACAUUCAAGAAGUUUAGCCAUCUUGAAACAGAAAAAGGCCAAAAGAGAUGGUGGGAAAGAAGAGAAAUGAAAAAGGGGAUUAGGAACUGA